AUGUUCGCUUUUUUGAUUUUUUCUUCAGCCCAAAAAACUUACCAAGGCUGGCAGAGCCAACCAAUACAAGAAGCAGCUCAAGAAUCAUAUAAUAUUAUCGAAUGCCAGUUCGUUGGAAUUGGUGGCGAUUCUUCUUCAAGUGCCCUAUGGUUACAUGGUGGUACAACAUCAACGUCAAUAUAUUUGCUUGCCACAUUAUUCCAUAGUUGUAAAGCAGGCCAAGGUGGCGCAUUCAGUUUUACAGACAACGCCGAUUUAAGGUUUUUCUUGUGCUGUGUUUCAAAUUGUCAAACAGGAGGCAAUUCAUACAGAAAAGGAGCUAUUGGAUAUGUAGUUCUAAAGAGUAAUGUUCCAAGAUUCGAAUAUUUUACUGCUAAUUCAAAUUCUGUUGGCUCUCGCAAUCUUCACGUUGAAUCAAGCCCGAAUUUUGUGAAUUGUAACUUUUCUAACAAUAUUGCUGAUAAUGGAAAGGAAAGUUACUCUUAUGGUAAUAUUUAUAUUUAUAAUAAUGGUGUUCAAACGACUUAUGGAUACUAUUUUACAAAUUUUUAUAGAAAUCAAAGCCCAUGUUCCACAAUAUAUCAUGAUUAUUGCCAGACUCUAUACAUUAAUUCUUGCAAUUUUUUGGAAAAUACUGUUACUGACUAUGCCAUGAUAUAUUUCUGGUAUUCAUGGUACGCAUAUAUAAAAAAAUGUGUAAUUAAAGGAAAUACACUUGGAAGCACAUAUAUUGCCGAUAACAAACGAUAUUCACAAGGAUGCGAAUUUUCUGAUUGCUAUUGUGACAACAAAAAAUUUGGAUCUGGUUGCACCACGAAAAACUGGGAUGAAGAACUGGAUCAGAAUUAUAUUUAUACUUAUUAUGCAACAGCAAAUUGUCAGGCUGUAAGACCUUAUCCAAGAAGAUCAAAUACAUUUGCACCAACACCUUAUCAAACAGCUUUUCAGACACCAUUCUUGACAGCAGCGAAGACACCAUUCUCAACACCAUUCGGAACAGCUUUCAUGACACCAUUCAGAACUAUGUCAUCAACACCUUUCAACACAGAAAUAGCUACACCUUUCUACACAGAGAGUGUCACACCAUUCAACACAUUUUAUAUGACACCAUUCAGUACAGCACACGAAACACCUGUUGUCACACCAUUCAACACACAUCAAACAACACCAUUCGAGACACAAUUCAGUACACCAAAUGACACUCCAUUUAAUUCGAUGUUCGAAACACCAUUCGACACAUGUUCCUCAACACCAUACGAAACAGCUUUUGAAACACCAUUCCAAUCUGCAUUUGAAACAGCAUAUGAAACACCAUUCCAAUCUGCAUUUGAAACAGCAUAUGAAACACCAUUCCAAUCUAUGUUUGAGACUGCUUAUGAAACUCCAAUUAUCACAGAAGCAGAGACAGCUUUCGAAUCUCCAUUCGAGACAGUUUUCGAAACAGCAUCACAAACAGCUCUCGAAACAGUAUAUGAGACACCAUUUGAAACAGCAUUUGAGACAGCAUAUGAAACUCCUGUUCAAACAGAAACAGUAUAUGA
Trichomonas vaginalis G3 is the source of this 1541-nucleotide messenger RNA. RefSeq lists its product as uncharacterized. The transcript has a single exon. The annotation marks the transcript as partial. The record is from RefSeq and is a predicted model, not a curated record. NCBI's taxonomy places the organism in Eukaryota, Parabasalia, Trichomonadida, Trichomonadidae.